This is a messenger RNA of Drosophila grimshawi, 1014 nucleotides long. RefSeq names its product chorion protein S36 (gene Cp36). The transcript is spliced from 2 exons. Bases 32 to 880 code for a protein of 282 amino acids. The record is from RefSeq and is a predicted model, not a curated record. Lineage: Eukaryota; Metazoa; Arthropoda; Insecta; Diptera; Drosophilidae.
CAUUCAACGAGCAGUAGACAUCACACACAACAUGCAACUUGGUCUUUGGUUUGGGCUCUUUGCCGUCGCCGCCGCACCGCUGGUGAGCGCUAAUUACGGUUCCCGUGGCAGUGGUGCCGGCGGUCAGAUUCAAUAUCUGCCCGGAGGUCCAUCGGCGGGUUUGGAGGAGUAUGUCAAUGUUGCGACCGGCGGUAAUCAGCCAUCGGCCAACCAGCUGACGGCUCAGGCCGAGAUUCAGCCAUCGCCGCAGGAGGCUCGUCGUUUGGGUCGCGUGCAGGCUCAGCUGCAUGCCCUGAACAACAGCCCCACCUACCAGAAGCUGAAGAACUCCGAGGAUAUUGCCGAGUCGCUGGCCGAGACGAAUCUGGCUAGCAACAUUCGUCAGGGCAAGAUCAAUGUGGUCUCACCCCAGUUUGUCGAUCAGCAUCUGUUCCGUUCACUGUUGGUGCCCUCGGGUCACAACAAUCAUCAGGUGAUUGCCACACAGCCCCUGCCACCAAUCAUUGUACACCAGCCCGGUGCACCACCCGCACAUGUGAACAGCGGCCCACCGACUGUGGUGCGCGGCAAUCCCGUCAUCUACAAGAUCAAGCCAUCAGUCAUCUACCAGCAGGAGGUCAUCAACAAGGUGCCCACACCACUGAGCCUUAAUCCCGUCUACGUCAAGGUCUACAAGCCGGGCAAGAAGAUCGAGGCCCCAAUGGCCCCAGUCGUUGCUCCCGUUUACCAGCAGCCUCAGCACUACAGCCAGCCCCAGGCUUACGGCAGCUCUGCUGCCUCAUCAUCGGUCGUGUCCGGCCACAGUUCCGAUAGCUAUGGCUCCGGAGCUGAUUCUUCUCUCUACGCCAGCCCAGCCCCAUAUGGCUCCCCCAACUACUAAGUCCGAAUCAGAUUCAAUUCAGGUUCAGGCAUAGCAGUUGAGCAAUCCCGAGCCCAGCUGGAGGAUGUUUAAUUAAACAAAUUUGUUUUUUUUUUCUUAAUGCAAAUAAAAAAAGCCUAAAAUACAUACAAAAA